UGCGACCUGAGUGGAGUUGUAGUAAACGAGAAUUUGACAGACUCUAUUCACUGAACGUUUGCUCAUGUCGAGGUGCUACACCUGUAUAUAUUCCUCAGUAGGUGUACUGACCUCACUGGUCUUCAUGAAUGCCAGGCGAUAAGUGGGUUUGUGCGAUGCAUAUAAGUUGCCAUGUUUUAACUGUAUAAGUUGCAAGGAACAACAGCAACCAUCUACAAGUAUAGUCCUGUCGGAGCCGUGCCUUGACUUAAUUAGAAGCCCCACUUCGCGAGUUCUCUUUCUGUGCAUAAUGGAGCCGGCAGUGACGUGGCAGGACUACGUUCACGUGUUGCUGAUGGAAAGUGGGAACGUGGCACGCGCUGCCAUCCAUGGCACCAAAGAUGGACAACUCCUGGGCUGUACAGAAGAUCUAUGCCUUUCUCAAGAACAGGUGGCAAACCUGGUUCGAGGCUUCGAGGACUGCACUCACCUGAGGACGGAGGGUGUGCAGGUGGGUAGCGAGACCUUCACGCUGACCCGCGUCACGGACCAUCGCAUCAUGGUGGGGCGUGACGCCUGCACGGGUGGCGGCUGCGUCAUCUACCGGUGCGACUCGUGUCUGAUCGCAGCUGUCUACGAGGACGGCAACCACCCCGGCGGCUGUUACACCCUCGUCACGAGACUCGGGGACUUUCUAGUGGAACGUGGUUACUGACAUUUCGUCACAGCAGUACGUGUGUACCCUGGAACAGUUCUGACUAGAAUGCAUAGAGAUCGUUUUCUAGUAUCGCAUAUUAUGUUCUGAGUUCGUGACGGGUGGCCGUGACUGCUGUAUUUAACUAGAAGUCACCUGUGAUGACCCAGUCCCAGCUCUAGACAAAGAGCUGAUGGAUGGUGGACAGUGGCUACCAGGUGGACGAGUUUGCUUUGGAAACAGGAACAGAAUCUCGCCCUUUCACCUGGCGUGACACCAAAAGCUUGAGUCACAAUAAAACUGUGUCAGAAUACUCGCAAUGACUUAGGAUAUAAAUUUCACGGACUUCGUUUAGAGAGUAAUGGGUUGGGUACCGAUUGAGUUUCUGUUCAUUUUCGAUUGAUGAACUCCUCAAUCCAACAACUACUUGCAAAGAGAUUAUCUCGCGAUCUGAAAAACGCUAGAUUGCAGUAUAAUGCUAAAUGAAUAAUUUGGGGGCUCUACUUAUAAAGUGUGUGUGUGUGAGAGAGAGAGAAGUGUGUGAGAGAUGAGAAACAUAAUUAUUAAAUAGAACUCAGGGGAGGUAAUCAAUAUAAAAAACGCUAAUGUUGAUGGUUUGUCUCCCCUAUCUUGUCCCUUACACUUUUUGCGCGUAGACCAGCGUUUUACGUUCAUGUGGGUUUUAUUAGACAGAGAAUUUCUUGUUAAGUA
Molecule: messenger RNA, 1384 nt
Organism: Pomacea canaliculata
Lineage: Eukaryota; Metazoa; Mollusca; Gastropoda; Architaenioglossa; Ampullariidae
Product: profilin-like
Exons: 3
Coding region: 290-694 (134 amino acids)
Cellular component (GO): cell cortex
Molecular function (GO): actin monomer binding
Source: RefSeq, a predicted model, not a curated record